GCAAAAUACAGAUUUCAUCAACCGACCGCUGCUGACGUCCCACGGACGCUUCCCUUCCCUCCUCUUUUUUACCUCAUUCCUCAUUUAUUAGAUCCCUCUUUUCUCUCUUUCCUGCGAUCUGUAAGUAAGCGCCAUCUUUUGCUGUUAGGGUUUGCUUUGUGGGAAGAAGAUUGCAAAAGAAAAGCAAAUCAGAUGGCUGCUCCGCCCGCCAGAGCUCGAGCCGAUUAUGAUUUUCUCAUCAAACUGCUGUUGAUCGGCGACAGCGGUGUGGGUAAGAGUUGCCUUCUUUUACGAUUUUCUGAUGGUUCUUUCACCACCAGUUUCAUUACCACCAUUGGCCUACUACCGUGGUGCAAUGGGCAUAUUGCUGGUCUACGAUGUUACUGACGAGUCAUCUUUCAACAACAUUAGGAAUUGGAUCAGAAACAUCGAACAACAUGCCUCUGACAAUGUGAACAAGAUAUUGGUGGGCAACAAGGCUGAUAUGGAUGAAAGUAAAAGGGCUGUUCCGACCUCUAAGGGUCAAGCUCUUGCUGAUGAAUAUGGGAUCAAAUUCUUCGAGACAAGUGCUAAAACAAACAUGAAUGUGGAGGAGGUUUUCUUCUCAAUAGCCAGGGACAUAAAGCAAAGACUCGCUGAAACUGAUUCAAGGGCCGAGCCGCAAACCAUAAAGAUUACCCCAGCGGACCAGGCAGCAGGGGCUGGCCAGACUGCUCCAAAAUCAUCUUGCUGUGGCUAAUAAUCAAACCCAUCCUGAAUUGAAGAUAGGACUGCGUGAUGCAUCCUUGAGUUGACCAUUUUGAUAGAGGAACUAGCCUUCUUAUAACCAUAUCAGUGUUGCAUGUAUUGUUAUCCCCCUAAUUAUUUUUAGAAUUGUGUUCUCUUGACAAAUCUUUAUUGGAUGAAUUAAUUAAUAUAUAAAUAUUUCUUAUGUA
Molecule: messenger RNA, 935 nt
Organism: Sesamum indicum (sesame)
Lineage: Eukaryota; Viridiplantae; Streptophyta; Magnoliopsida; Lamiales; Pedaliaceae
Source: RefSeq, a predicted model, not a curated record